AUCUCUUUCUUGGUGAAUUGAGCAUAUCUUAUCUCUCUGCCGCGCCACAAAGUGAGGAGCUGGUAGUUGAUGGGUCUGUGGUGAGGAGUGGAAGAAACUUAACUGUAAUCGCUGUUGAGUUCAGGAUCAAGAAAAGCUGGAAGCUAGUUUACAUUGCUCGUGCUACUUUAUAUCACAUGCCCGUUGCCAAGUUAUGAAGUGUCUGUUAUGGGGUCAGUGAAUUAUAUUUGAUCUGUAAACCUGUUCUUCCUUUUCUUCACCGCAUAAAUAUAUAUUUAUAGUAGUUUUUUUUUUUUUUUAAUUGGACAUAAAGGAUCUCCAACAAAUUGUGAUGAUCCUAAUGGAAAACUUUAAGACA
This is a messenger RNA of Jatropha curcas, 358 nucleotides long. Lineage: Eukaryota; Viridiplantae; Streptophyta; Magnoliopsida; Malpighiales; Euphorbiaceae. The record is from RefSeq and is a predicted model, not a curated record.